Messenger RNA from Anguilla rostrata (American eel), 4236 nucleotides. Its product is annotated as sodium- and chloride-dependent GABA transporter 2-like. The coding region runs from base 794 to 2653 and encodes 619 amino acids. Gene Ontology annotation, biological process: sodium ion transmembrane transport. The record is from RefSeq and is a predicted model, not a curated record. The transcript is spliced from 16 exons. Lineage: Eukaryota; Metazoa; Chordata; Actinopteri; Anguilliformes; Anguillidae. Gene Ontology annotation, molecular function: gamma-aminobutyric acid:sodium:chloride symporter activity. Gene Ontology annotation, cellular component: plasma membrane.
CAUUGUGCAUUAGCUUGGCUUGGCGUAGCUUAGUGGUCAUCUGUCAUUUCCUCUGGAUAUUCAGGCCGGACUUGUCCCAUGUGAGCCCCGUCUGUGACUGUACCAUUUAUCAUCUCUGGAAGACGCUCCUGGGAAAACAGUGUCUCAUUCUUAAAAGACACCAAGGAGGGCCAAUUUAGUGCACCUGAGCAAUCUCCACGAUUGGCGAUUGGCGUUGAAGUCUGUCGGUUCCUAGACACGACAUUUGGGGGCUCGUCCGGGAUACGAAAGAGGGAUCGCUGAAGCUCCCGGCUCCUGGAGACAGAGGCAGAGGGUACUAGCCCCUUAAAAAGCCGUGCAGCUUAUCAAAAGGUAAGAGUAUUUAACUAUUUGUUUCGGACUGGGGCCCUGUCCCCUCUGACCUCCUCUCCAUGAACGCCGGGAGUGAAAUCCUCUCGUAAAACUAACCCGGACACUAACACCGAAAACUGAGGGGAAGAAAGCAGUGAGCUCUUCAGAAACGUGCGCAGCGAACCGUGAGUGAAUUGAGUGUGGUAUGAGUAAAAGGACGAUAUAUAUUGUUGUGUUGCAAGGUGUGCUGGAACUAGGAAUAAUGUUUGAAUACAUUGUUGCUGCUGAAGGUUUUCACUGUUGCUGUUGUUUUGUUGCAAAGUGUGCUGGAACUAGGAAUAAUGUUUGAAUACAUUGUUGCUGCUGAAGGUUUUCACUGUUGCUGUUGUUUUAAAAAGAGGUGCCAGAGACUUGGGAGGAGAGAAACCCAAGAAGGGCCACCUGCAAGAGCUCUGCCCCAGCCAUGUCCACACAGAUACAGAAUGAACAGGGCGUCGGCCUGUUGACAGGAUCCUCUGCUCCAAACAAUAGUUCUGAGGGGCCCAAGAAGGACAGCCCCCAGAAGGCUCGGGGCCAGUGGGCCAACAAAGCUGAAUACCUGCUGGCUGUGGUGGGACACAUAGUCGGGCUGGGCAAUAUCUGGAGGUUCCCUUACCUGUGCUACAAGAAUGGUGGAGGGGUGUUCCUUGUGCCUUAUCUGCUGUUCCUGGUGCUCAGUGGCAUCCCCCUCUUCCUGUUGGAGACCUCUAUGGGCCAGUACACUAGCCUCGGGGGAGUCAUGGCUUGGAGAAGCUUUUGCCCACUUUUCGGAGGUGUGGGCUAUGCAACUCAAUUACUGGUCCUUCAUGGAAACGUGUACUACAUCACAGUCCUGGUCUGGGCUCUUUUCUACCUGGUGAACAGCUUCCAGUGGCCACUCCCCUGGUCCCACUGUAACAACACCUGGAACACAGAAAACUGCUUUGUGUCUGAGGGACGCAACCUCACAGCCAAUGGAACUGCCCUGCCAGAAAACGGCAUGUCUUCCGUCAUGGAAUUCUGGGAGAGGGAGGUGUUGCAGCUCUCCAGCCGAAUGGAGGACCUGAGUCCAGUGAGCUGGAGGCUCGCUCUGUGUCUGCUGGGAAUUUGGAUCCUCUGCUACUUCUCUGUGUGGAAGGGAGUGAAGUCCACAGGCAAGGUGGUGUAUUUCACUGCCACAUUUCCCUAUGUUACACUCCUGGUUCUGUUGAUCCGUGGGGUCACCCUACCUGGUGCAGGUGACGGCAUCAUCUAUUACCUGAAACCCAACUACGUCCGCUUGGCUGACCCACAGGUGUGGAUGGAUGCCGGCACUCAGAUUUUCUUCUCCUCUGGUGUCUGCAUGGGAUGUCUUAUUGCUCUGGGAAGCUACAACAGGUUUAACAAUGACUGCUUGAAAGACUGCUUUACCUUGUGUAUUCUGAACAGCGCCACCAGCAUCGUGGCAGGCUUCGCUGUUUUUUCCAUACUGGGUUUCAUGGCCCAAGAACAGGGCAUUGACAUUUCGGAGGUGGCACAAUCAGGUCCUGGUCUGGCCUUCAUUGUGUUUCCCCGGGCGAUUGCCAUGAUGCCCUUCCCGCAGUUUUGGGGGGUCUGCUUCUUCCUCAUGAUCAUCCUACUUGGAUUGGACUCUCAGUUUGUGGGCAUAGAGUCUUUGAUGACAUCUUUAACGGAUCUGUACCCAACAUUCGUCCGCAAGGGAUAUCGCCGGGAGCUGUUGUUGCUGCUAAUGAGCAUAGUGAGCUUUCUUCUGGGCCUGAUCCUGACCACCCCGGGUGGUCUAUAUGUGUUCCAGAUCUACGAUCACUAUUCAUACUCUGGGCCUGGUCUUCUACUUCUGUCAAUAUUAGAAACCUUAGCCGUUGGCUGGAUAUACGGUUCAGACCGGUACUGUGAUGUCCUCCAGAGCAUGACUGGCUAUCGGCCGUGGCCCAUAUUCAAAGUGUGUUGGAGCUACGUGACUCCAGCCUUUUGUGUUGGGAUCUUUGUGUUCUCACUGGUGUGGUGGCCUCCUGUAACCCUGGCCAAGGGGGUGGUGGCUCCAGGAUGGGCGAUAGCUCUGGGCUGGCUGCUCUGCCUGUCCAAUAUAUCUCCACUGCCCCUGUGGACCACUUAUGCCCUGCUCACCACUCCUGGCAGCUUGCGCCAGCGCAUCUGUCAGCUGAGGAAUGGGGCAUUCACCCCCAGUCCAGAAAACGAGUUCCAAGCCAUUGAACUUCAGCCUCCUGCUCCUAAGACAGAUGCCAAAGUAACCAGUGACCUCGAUGUUAGUGGGCUGGAAACUCCAUCUGAAGGACUUGCCUGAGCCAGAUCCGAAAGCACAUGGUCCUGGGAAAAGUAAUAGGUGAUGGGUUAAAAUUCAGGGUUGAAGAAUGUUGGCAGGGAGGAGGGGUUACAGGAAAAGGAUGAGUGCUUUGUAUCCAUUUGCUGUGAUUGAGUGUCAGUUGGUGUUGAAAUGAGACAGCCUUAGAGACUAUACUACAGUGAUACUACUGGAUUCCAGCAGUACACCCAGGAGCCACCCUAAUCUAUCCUUCAGAUGCAUAUCUUCAUAUCUAUGGCUUUAUUCUUUGCCACUGCUGUUUGUAAUAUGACAGUGACUCAUCAGACUCUGAAGGACACUGCAGCCAUUCAUGACUUCCACCUCCACGGCCAAAAAGAGGUUAAUGUUAAUGUGUUAAUGUUUAAUGUGUCUUGUAAUCGUUCACAUUACCUAUUUACUGCACUAUGUCACUGUAAUUUUAACCUGGUUAAAUAAGUUUGAAUAUUUACAUAAUUGGCUGCAACUGAGAGCAGCCAGCAAGCUGUAUAGCAGCAUUUGGAUGUAUCUCAAGCAUGUGUUUUGAUUCCAGAUUCUGACAUUGGACUUACAGUAUAAGAAAGGUGAAUGAUGUAAUUUUUUUCCCUGAUUGGAAAACUGAUUGAUUGAUUGGCACACAUGGAAAACAGUUUCUGGAUAGAGGUAUCUAUAAGGAAUACUCAUUUAAUACAGUAUAAAGUAUAUUUAACUUGCCUUUCACCAUGAAGAAUCUUUUUUUUGAGAUUCAAAACUACUUUGCAUGAGAGACCAGGCACCAGUGAAAUAAUUGUGCUAGAACCAGGUUUAUUCACAUUCGCACAUAUCCUGUCUCAGUUUAAUUGGGCUGUUGGCUAAACUCAAGCCCUAAAAAGAAACAAUGAAGCCCUCCUAAGAAGCAAAUGAAAAUAGUGUGGCUUUUUUCAGAGUAAUUUGGACAGUGAGUGCUUGUGUGUAGGCAUGGGGAGGUGGGGGGGGUGCACUGCAGGGUGCACUUCCCCACCUGGGCACAGAGGUUCAUAGAUCAUUGGCGGUUACCAUGGUAACCCUCAUCAGAACGUCCUUCCCUUCCUUUGUUUUGCUUGGCAACAGACCUUUGGCAAAGUGGACUCUGCCCACUCUCAUCACCUUGGAUCAAUGUUCUCCAGCCCCAGUCCUGGGGGCAGGCGGUGCAUGGGUGGGGUUUGCACCAGCUGAGCUCUCAUUGGGUCAGGCUCUGUGGAGCUAUUAAUGCGACACUGAUCUGGAUUUGACAGUGCUGAGGAUAGUGGGAAUUGUACCUUAAUACCAACACUAUUUGGGGUCCAGAGGGGCUCCAACAGUAUAAAUGGGCUAAAUUUUAGAUUAGGAUACAAGGAGACACGGUGGGGUCUGUGUCUAUGUAUGGGUCAUAGGGGAACUCUAUUGUAGGAACCUUUGAGUGAGACAGCACAUCUCUGGCUGACCAGGCAUGAGGGGAUUCAUAAUAAUGAAAUGAGUAACGAAUGUAUGUAUUUACAUGAUUUUAUAUAAAUACCCCCUACCAUCAUUCAUAGUUCCAAGUGCUUCUUGACCACCCCAGCCCUGCAAAAAUAAAACAUUUUUAGACACUU